Olea europaea var. sylvestris is the source of this 1795-nucleotide messenger RNA. Its product is annotated as divinyl chlorophyllide a 8-vinyl-reductase, chloroplastic. The record is from RefSeq and is a predicted model, not a curated record. The coding region runs from base 215 to 1444 and encodes 409 amino acids. The transcript has a single exon. Gene Ontology annotation, molecular function: oxidoreductase activity. Lineage: Eukaryota; Viridiplantae; Streptophyta; Magnoliopsida; Lamiales; Oleaceae.
CCCAUGGUUUCAGUGGAUUGCGUCUACGUCUUACCACCAAAUAUCAACCAGUCAUUUGGAUUCUAAUUUGAUAGCGCCAUUCACCAUCUCGCUAAAAUACCCUGCAAUCACUCAGCUCAGAUUUUCUUUAAUACCUUAAUUUUUCUUCAAAAUAAUGCUUCUCCUCAAGUCCAUAAACCCACUUUAGUUCAUUUUUCUUGAAUAAAAAAAAAAAAUGUCCAUUUGCGCCACCUUCAACUUCAAUAGCCUAACAACUCAGUCAGGGAAAAAAAGACUUUUUACUUCAAAUUUCAUUAAUGAAUUCCCUUAUACUUUUCCUUCUGGGAUUUUAUCUGAGCCUUUUAAAUUUAGUAAAGAAAGAUCUAAAUUCAGAACAGUUUUAGCUACCCAGACUGUUGAAACUCCCAAAGUUUCAUUCAGAAGUAAGAAACCUAAAGAUAUUAAUGUUUUGGUUGUAGGUUCAACUGGUUAUAUUGGGAAUUUUGUAGUUAAAGAAUUAAUUUCAAGGGGGUUUAAUGUUAUUGCCGUUGCAAGAGAAAGAAGUGGGAUAAGAGGCAAGAAUAGUAAAGAAGAGACUCUGGGAUUGUUGAAUGGUGCAAAUGUUUGCUUUUCGGAUGCUACAACGUUGGAAUCUUUGGAGAAAAGUGUCGGAAAUCUUGGGGUUUCAAUCGAUGUUGUUGUGUCUUGUCUUGCUAGUAGGAGUGGCGGGGUGAAAGACUCAUGGAAGAUAGAUUAUGAGGCCACGAGAAACAGUCUUAUUGCUGGUAUGAAAUUUGGGGCUGCACAUUUUGUUUUGUUGUCUGCUAUUUGUGUGCAGAAGCCCCUUCUUGAAUUUCAGCGUGCGAAAUUGAAAUUUGAGGCCGAGUUGAUAGAAGAAGCUAAACGGGAUAAGGGAUUUACUUAUAGCAUUGUUAGGCCGACUGCAUUUUUCAAGAGCUUGGCAGGUCAGGUUGAGCUAGUGAAAGAUGGAAAACCAUAUGUGAUGUUUGGGGACGGAAAACUAUGUGCUUGUAAGCCAAUUAGUGAGCUGGACUUGGCUUCGUUUAUUGCAGAUUGUGUGUUGAGUGAAGAUAAGAUAAACCAGAUUUUGCCAAUUGGAGGACCCGGGGCAGCAUUGACGCCAUUGGAGCAAGGGGAAAUGUUGUUUAAACUUUUAGGAAAAGAACCUUAUUUCAUCAAAGUACCAAUCCAAAUAAUGGACUUUGCCAUUGGAGUUCUUGAUUUCCUUGUGAAGAUAUUUCCUUCACUGGAAGAUGCAGCGGAGUUUGGGAAGAUUGGAAGGUAUUACGCAGCCGAAAGUAUGCUGGUUUGGGAUCACGAUACUGGAGAAUAUGAUGCUGAGAGAACUCCGAGUUAUGGGAAGGACACAUUGGAAGAAUUCUUUAAAAGAGUACUUGAAGAAGGAAUGGCUGGUCAGGAGUUAGGGGAGCAAACAAUUUUCUAAAUCUACCAUUUGUUGAAAGUUUAUGUAGAAUUCCAAACUCAAUCAGCCAUUUUUUGAUACUGAGAAUAUGUAAAGUACAUGGAUCCUCAUUUUGUACUUGGCCUGUGAGGGAUUAAAAUUUAAGAGUCUAAAGACGUUUAUGUUCUGAAAUGCAGAUCAACUCAAUAAUAUUUUCUGCCUUUCUUUCUUCCUGUAGUUUAAAUUUUUUUCAUAGAGGUAGAGACUGUUUGUCGGUGUAAUCUUACCAUUUACGUCAGUUCAACAAUAAUUUUAGUAUAGUAGCAAAGGAUGUCGGUUAUGGAUAUUCUUGAACCCUGUAGUUGAUAUUCAUUCAUACAUAACUUCUGUUCC